UAGCACAUUCACAACUAUUGCAGCAUAACUAAGCAACAGUAGAAACUGUGUUACAAUACUAUUACUCUUGCUCUUCUUCUUUCCUUUGCCUGUCACUCCACUCCCCAAGCUGAUUCCAACUGUCCACCAACAUUUGCUUCAUUGUUCAAGCUGUUGUUCUUCACAAAACUCUGUGGAUGAGGAGGUGGGCUGCGUUCAGGCGCUGGAUCGGCAUAGAUCGGAGGAAACACCCUGGACAAGAGGUGAACCAAGGCUUAUCAGAGUUUCAGCUGUCAGACAGCAGCGAUGCAGAUCAGAUGACAGAGGCUGAGAGAUCACGAGAUGUCAAGAUCUACAUCCCCUAUGAAUCAGCUGAACUCUGCAUCACGCAGAUCGCUGAGGACAUGGAAGCAAUGAAGAGACGACACUUGGAAAUGGUUCAUGAGCUGGAGGAGAAUUUCCAGCUCACAGCCCGAGAGAACCAGGAGUGGACCAUGCAGAAGAUCAGAAAUCAUUACCAGAGCAAGUUAAAUACUCUGCGGAGAAUCCUGGACCUCUACCAAGAGAAGGUGGAAAAGAAGAACGCUGACUGGGAGAGGAGAGUUGCUGCCUUGACUGCACAGAACGAGCAGCUGCUGGAGGAGCAGAGAGCUGAGAGGAGGAGGAGUAAAGAGGAGGUGCUACAGUGGCACAGAGAAAAGAGCAAAAUGCUGGAACUGUUCUCCAACAGACUGGAUGUCCUGCACAGCCACCAGGCCUCCACGCUACAGGAACUGCAAAUGGCCCGACAGGAAGUAGGGAAAGUCCAAGAAAUGUUGAUGGUUUCAUCACAGGAGCAGCAGGAAACCACAGAGGAAGGUGAUAGCUCAGAGAACAAAGGACAACAACAGACUGUGGAUUGCAGUGAGUCAGAUUUGCCACUGGAGGGGGCUAAAGCCCGUCUGGAGGAGCUGAAGGAGAGUUUGUACCAGAAGGAGAGAGAGAUCACUGAGCUGCUGGAGGCAGAGAGGAUCCCUGUCCUUCCUGUUCCUCUGCCACCCUGCAGUGUUCUGCUUCCCACUGUCAUACACAAGGCUCAUGCAGUCUGCAGUGCAGUGGCUGAGACCAGAGCUCUUUUGGACCGGCUGAUUGAGGAGAAUCGGGCUGCUCUGGUUGAAGUCAGAGACAAAUUGGACCAUCUACAAAUGGCUAAAGAAGACAGUAAUGACAGAGAGGAUAAGACCACUGACCAAGAGCGGUCAGAUGAAUAUGAGUCAAGUUUGUCUUUACUACAAGAAACAAUGAGGGAGUAUGAGGUCUCACAAAUGGCUUUAGACUGCAUCAAAACUGGAGAAAGCCCAGUAACAAAUGAUUGUGAUGCAGAGGGAAUGAAGAGUGUCGGUGAGCAGCUUCUCUUGCUGCAGGAUCAGCUGAAGCAAAUUAAAGAAGAGAAAAAGAAAGUAAUUGAGAACUACACAUCAGAAAGGACACUGAGGAAGAAGUACUACAAUAUGGUGGAAGAUAUGAAAGGUAAAAUACGUGUGUUUUGUCGGAUUCGACCAGUGAGCCGAAACGAGGCUGCGCAGGGUGGGGCUGUCAUCGUGGAUAAAAUAGAUGAUUACUCUGUCUCUGUGGAAACCCCCCGUGGGCCAAGGGAGUUUCAGUUUGACAAGGUGUUUGGUGCUGAAGCCUCUCAGGAGGAAUUGUUUGAUGACACCAACAGACUGAUCCAGUCAGCUAUCGAUGGUUACAACGUCUGUAUCUUUGCAUACGGCCAGACGGGCUCAGGGAAGACCUUCACCAUGGUUGGGGACAAGGAACAGAAGAAUCCCGGGAUCAUGCCGAGAUCUUUCAGUGCCAUAUUUGAUAUCAUGCAGGAGAACAGCACCAAAUUUGACUUCAAGGUUUCAGCCUAUAUGCUGGAGCUGUACAACGACAGGCUGCAGGACCUCUUUGUGAGCCUGCCUGGUGAGGCCCAUACACAGUCCCAGUCCCAUGGCCAUGCCAGGCGAGUGGAGAUCAAGAGGAACAGAAAGGGGGUUGUGUUUGCCCAAGGAGCAGAGACAAAGGAGGCUUCCAGUGCCCAGGAGCUCUACGCUCUGUUCCAGCAGGCCUGCGCCAACCGACACAUCUCUGCCACCAAGAUGAAUGUAGAGAGUUCCCGCUCUCAUCUCAUUGUUGGCAUCAUGGUGGAGAGCAGGAAUCUGACCAAUGGGAGUGUGAGCACUGGGAAGCUGAGUCUCGUGGAUCUGGCGGGCAGCGAGAGAGCAGCCAAGACUGGCGCCAAGGACCACCAGCUGAAGGAAGCUAACUCUAUUAACAAGUCUUUGAGUGCACUGGGAGAUGUGAUCUCAGCCUUAUCUGCUGAACUGCCCCAUGUACCGUACAGGAAUAGCAAGCUGACACAGGUGAUGCAGGACUCCCUGGGUGGCAAUGCCAAAACCCUCAUGAUCGUCAACAUCUCUCCUUCAGAAUGCAACCUCGAUGAGACUCUCACGUCUCUCAUUUACGCCACAAGAGUGAAAGCCAUAACCAACAAUGCUCAGAGAAAUGUGGAGAGCAAAGAGAUUGCUCAGCUGAAAGAGUUGAUCAUGAAGCUGAGGUCAGGACAGACAGUGGAAGAGGAGGAUGUUUGAACUGUUCUCUAUCACACCAUUUUUUUUUUUUUUUUUUGCUGAAUAUUUAAUCAAUUCACACGGAGUGAUGGGUGACAUCACCAUAGGGGCACUGUCAGUGGCAUUCAGGGGAUUGCGUGCAGUCUGUUAAUGGGUGCUGCCUGCCUGAGUCUAUAGAAUGAGGACCCAACAAUAUGGGGCCCCACGUGUAACUGAAUAGGUAAAUAGGAAGUCAGUUGCUCCCUCAGUUUGCGCUUCUAUUGUAUGUGGUAAAAGGCAACGAGUUUGUAGCCCAUUAGAGGCUGAGAGGUUAAGUCUCCAGAGCCCAUGACCUGUCCCUAUGCUGUUGCAGGGUCAGAUCCCAUGGCUGGGAAUGGACACUCUCAAACACGCAAAGGCACUGUUGUGUUGUUGUUUUCUUUUUUCUGACGGACUGGGGGCUCGCUAAAAUUAGAGCUUCAUGACAGAAGCUACAGACAACCAUUAGAAGGGCACUAAUCAAAAGGUGCCAACAUUUGCAGAGGAAUUUUAUGAAUUUUGACAUUUAGAUAAUAUACUAAUAAAUAAAUAUAUCACAUCCAAGGUUUUAUUUCCUCUUAAAAUACAUGCUACUGUUUCAUAGAGACAUCUAUGUGAAGAUGGAAUUCUUUUAAUUGAGAAGUCACAGUGAGAUUUAUUCUGCUGUUUAUUGGUUGGUUUUUGUUGCACUCAAGGCCUUGUCACACUCCAGGCCUUGGCACAGACUAAAUCAGUCUCAGGAGAGUCAUGGCUUCAAACUGAAAUUGUUUGACCCAGGAUAGCAUUUCAGUGCUGAUGGGGGAUAACAGUUUCUAUAAGUAGGCUGUCUUUUGUCUGCAUUUGGGCCCAGUCUUAAUUGUUCAGCAUUUUUAAUCUAUACCAUGGGCCCCCACUAGUGCUUCUCUUGUGUUUCGCCACAUUAGAGCCGUGAUUCCUAGCUUUGCAUGCUAUGUUUUAUUGGCUGAUUUAGAUCAGAGGCCACUCAGCACAUGUUCACUGUGAUUUGUUAUUCUUUAAUGAGGGCCAUAGUUUAAAUCAUACUGCGAGCUCUCUGGACUAGAACAAUGUGAGGGACAAAGACACAGAGAGCACAUGAAGAGGGAACAGGGUUGAUGAAGGGGCUUUGGUCUCCCAGAUACUGAGGUCGUGUGUUUUGUGAAUCAGUCGGCACAAACCAACUGUGUUGCGAGUUGCAUACAUGACCACCCACUGGCAAUCUGCGAAUGACACCUUACAGUAUUGACUGCAGGCUCACUGUCACUAUGCGACUUCUGCUUCAAUGACAGCAUUACCUUGGAAAUAGAAAUAUUACUAGUACAACACAGACGUUCAUCAUUUCCUUUAUUUUCAUGUUGCAUGUUGCAGAACAGAUAUGAUAUGCAUCAUACAAAGGCAUUGUUAGAAGCUGACUACCGUUUUACUUGACAAGAUUUUAGUGCAUUUAUCCAAACAAUAUUUCAUUUAUUUAAAAAAAAAAUCAACACAUAUUACAGACUACAAGUGCAAUUUAUUUGACUCUUUUCCUUAUUACAUCUACUUUUCCUUUUAAAAAUAUUAUAAAAAAACUUAACCACUGACAUUAUCAACUAUAAUGAUGAGAGCCCAGUGCUCUGAGAUUUAGUGCUCAGAGUUAAAUCUUUUCAAGAGGUCAACAUGUUUGCAGAUAUAAAUAAUGAACACACAACAAAUGCUAGAUCUUUUCAGAGAAUGUGUGUUGAAAAUAUGUCUACAUUACUUUUACUUUACUUAAAUAUUGCUUUAACCAACUUAGGGACUAAGGGACACUAAAUCAUUAUCCCCUGCAACAGCAGAAACGCAGAAAUAAUCCUCACAAAUCACUUAAUUUGUUAAAACAUCAGGACCAAAAAUCUUUAAAGGUCCCUGUCAGAUACAUUUUUGGAAAUAUAGAAAUAAUGUGUUUUGGAUAAAAGUUUGUGUCUUAUUAAAUGUUUCCACAAAGAACGUUCAAUUAGCACAUUAAAAGUCUUGAAAUUCUUCUAAUAAUCUCCCUCAUUGAAACAUCCAGAAUCUAUUAAAUAUUGUUCUUCAGCAGAUGAAUGGGAAAAGUGCUUUCUAUAGUCUGGACAGCGAAGGUCAAAUAUUAUUCCUGAGAAUCGUAGAGGUUAGGGAAGAUGGCUAUGACCAGAGGGUUGCCUGUUUGAAUCAUUAUCAGCUUGUUCAAGUCACAAGUCACACAAGUGAGCCAGGGCAAUGGUGAGCAAAAGAGGUCACAAGUCUGGUUACACUAAAGAAGUCAAUGAAGACAACACUUGCUGCAGUAGUUGUGAUCUACAAUGCAAAGCAGGCCAGGGCAACCAGUCUAACCUGAGGAAACACCUGGUCAAACACAAAAGCUGAUGACUGAGUGCACUGUGUUUGAAAAGCCAAGUCCCCCACAGCAGCCAUAACUAAUGUUAGCACACCUGCAGCCAGCAUCGAGGAAAUUAAAUCCUACAUGGACAAAAAAAAAAGUGAGGCAUCAUCGAUAACUUCAUCAACAUCUUCAGGUAAUUAAUUAAUUAAUUAACUAGUUGGAUUAAGUUGUAGUUGUUGGGAUAAAUGGGCUGUCUUGACUUAGAGCUUAGAGCUUUUACAAGCAUUAGCAUUAGCCAACACUCAGCCAAUGGCUGUGUCCAAAAUUCUUCACCAACAUGCUGUUUAGUAUGCUAAAACACAGAGUAAAGUGAUGAGAAAUGGUACGGUUGGGUAUCAGUCCCAAAUUCCAGGCACCAGUACUGUAUCAGCUGAAAUGUGAACAACAAUCCUAGCACUCAGUAGAUUUCCCCUGUAUAUAUGAAAGUUUAAAACAAAGAAUACUGUCAUGAACAUAACUUUCAAACUCUCUAUCUAAGGAUAAAGUUCCCAUAAGUCAUUCUGCCUAACUUCCCUUUUGUUCAUAUGCACACUGCCAUGCUUUUUUACAAUAAGCUUAUGAAAAUAGGACUGCCUGAUUUCACACUUCGCUGUCCUCUUUACCUCCCUCAAAGAUGUCUGGGACUGUAUCUAAUCUGAGUGUGUGGGAGGUCACAGUACUGAUGGGAGAGGAGGAGGUUCAAAAUGUCUUAAUAUAUACGUUUGCGUCAUUCCUCUGAGAGCCACUGGGGGAGACUUUGGAGAUGGGAGCAGAUGAGUUAGCGCUGCAGUGUUUGCCUUGAAGCUACAGUAAAAGAGGAGGAGGAGCCAGGGAAAGAGGGGGAUAAAGACAGGAAGAAGUCGAGGACAUUAGGGGGAUGAGAAGAUGAAAGGGAAUCAAACUGAUGAGGAGGAGAUAGGAGAAAAGUUGAAGCGAGGAGGGGGAGAAGAGGGCCAAUGAGAGUGAGAAUGAACCCUGCAUGAACACAGUAUGAGGCCCGAAGCGCUGGUCACCAAUCUGAAACACCCUCUCUCUCUCCCUCCCUCAGUGUUUAACUGUAACUAAUAACUUAAGAUAAAGACUUUUAAUGAGGGGCUGUUUUCAAGCUAGUUUCAUUUUUAAUGUGGUGGGACAGGAAGGCGGAGGGACUCUACCCUUUCAAAGUACAGGCACAGAAGCACUUUGAAUGA
Messenger RNA from Lates calcarifer (barramundi perch), 6134 nucleotides. RefSeq lists its product as uncharacterized. The transcript is spliced from 20 exons. Lineage: Eukaryota; Metazoa; Chordata; Actinopteri; Centropomidae. Bases 177 to 2594 code for a protein of 805 amino acids. Gene Ontology annotation, molecular function: ATP binding; microtubule binding; microtubule motor activity. The record is from RefSeq and is a predicted model, not a curated record. Gene Ontology annotation, biological process: microtubule-based movement.